CUCCUGGCCACAGCUUGAGCUGGUAGGACGAUGGAGGCUGGGCCGCCUCCUGGACCCCCGCCCUCCCUGCCCUGCCUUCCAAGGCCCAGCAGCCUCAGUCCGCUGCUGGGCCUGGAACAACGGAGCAGUGGCUGCCCUGUGAGGAGGUCCUAGAGCAGCUCCAGCAGGAUGGCGGCUCCAGCAUCUCUAAGGCCUGCAGGGGGUCCAGCCCCAGGGGGGGCGCCCUAGGCCUCCGACAGCUCCCCAUCUGUGCUCCUGCCUGCCGGCCAUCCUCAGGCCACUCGCCAUGGGCGGCUGCUUCUCCAAGCCCAAACCAGUGGAGCUCAAGAUCGAGGUGGUGCUGCCUGAGAAGGAGCGAGGCAAGGAGGAGCUGUCGGCCAGUGGGAAGGGCAGCCCCAGGGCCUACCAGGGCAAUGGCACCGCCCGCCACUUCCACACGGAGGAGCGCCUGCCCACCCCUCACCCCUACCCCAGCCCUCAGGACUGCGUGGAGGCUGCUGUGUGCCACGUCAAGGACCUCGAGAAUGGCCAGAUGCGGGAAGUGGAGCUGGGCUGGGGGAAGGUGUUGCUGGUGAAGGACAAUGGAGAGUUCCACGCCCUGGGCCACAAGUGUCCACACUACGGAGCACCCCUGGUGAAAGGAGUUCUGUCCCGUGGUCGGGUGCGCUGCCCCUGGCAUGGCGCCUGCUUCAACAUCAGCACUGGGGACCUGGAGGACUUCCCCGGCCUGGACAGUCUGCACAAGUUCCAGGUGAAGAUUGAGAAGGAGAAGGUGUACGUCCGGGCCAGCAAGCAGGCCCUGCAGCUGCAGCGAAGGACCAAGGUGAUGGCCAAGUGUAUCUCUCCAAGUGCUGGGUACAGUGGUAGCACCAAUGUGCUCAUUGUGGGUGCAGGUGCAGCUGGCCUGGUGUGUGCAGAGACGCUGCGGCAGGAGGGCUUCUCCGACCGGAUCGUCCUGUGCACGCUAGACCGGCAUCUUCCCUAUGACCGUCCCAAGCUCAGCAAGUCACUGGACACACAGCCUGAGCAGCUGGCCCUGAGGCCCAAGGAGUUUUUCCGAGCCUAUGGCAUCGAGGUGCUCACCGAGGCUCAGGUGGUCACAGUGGACGUGAGAAACAAGAAGGUCAUGUUCAAGGAUGGUUUCAAGCUGGAGUAUAGCAAGCUACUGCUGGCACCAGGGAGCAGCCCCAAGACUCUGAGCUGCAAAGGCAAAGAGGUGGAGAACGUGUUCACCAUCCGGACUCCAGAGGAUGCCAAUCGCGUGGUGAGGCUGGCCCGAGGUCGCAAUGUGGUUGUCGUAGGAGCCGGCUUCCUGGGGAUGGAGGUGGCUGCUUACCUGACGGAGAAGGCCCACUCUGUGUCUGUGGUGGAGCUGGAGGAGACGCCCUUCCGGAGGUUCCUCGGGGAGCGCGUAGGUCGUGCCCUCAUGAAGAUGUUUGAGAACAACCGGGUGAAGUUCUACAUGCAGACGGAGGUGUCGGAGCUGCGGGCCCAGGAGGGAAAGCUGAAGGAGGUUGUGUUGAAGAGCAGCAAGGUCGUGCGGGCUGACGUCUGCGUGGUGGGCAUUGGUGCGGUGCCCGCCACCGGCUUCCUGAGGCAGAGCGGCAUCGGUCUGGAUUCCCGAGGCUUCAUCCCUGUCAACAAGAUGAUGCAGACCAAUGUCCCAGGCGUGUUCGCAGCUGGUGAUGCCGUCACCUUCCCCCUUGCCUGGAGGAACAAUCGGAAAGUGAACAUUCCACACUGGCAGAUGGCUCAUGCUCAGGGGCGCGUGGCAGCCCAGAACAUGCUGGCACAGGAGGCGGAGAUCAGCACCGUGCCCUACCUCUGGACCGCCAUGUUCGGCAAGAGUCUGCGCUACACGGGCUAUGGAGAAGGCUUCGACGACGUCAUCAUCCAGGGAGAUCUGGAGGAGCUGAAGUUUGUGGCUUUUUACACUAAAAGCGACGAGGUGAUCGCCGUGGCCAGCAUGAACUACGAUCCUAUCGUGUCUAAGGUUGCUGAGGUGCUGGCCUCAGGCCGUGCCAUCCGGAAGCGGGAAGUGGAGCUGUUUGUGCUGCACAGCAAGUACGUGUCCUUCAUGUUGACCGUUCUGAGCCUUUUCCAUCUCAGCCCAGACCCUCCACCCAAUGGUCUAUCUCCAUCUAUCCAAGUACACCUCCCUGCUGGGCACCAGAGUCUGGCACAGAACAGACCCCCUGCUGUCCUCAAGGGCCAGCUGCUCUGGGUGCCCAGAGUGGAGAGGCUUUUUUUCUGUCCUGACCCCUCUUCCCCUCAUUCUUGCAGGACUGGCGACAUGUCUUGGCUUACGGGGAAAGGAUCCUGAGCUCACAUGCAGUAGACUUGGGCAGGCACGGGGUGGGGUGCGGGGGCACCAGGGGCAGAGGCCAAGCCUUGGGGGCAGGUGCCAAUCUCCAGUCCCAGGAUCCCCCAGGUCAGAACCUGAGCCCUCCCAGUGCUGGCCUUCAGCCACCUGACUCCCCUCCAGGGAGGCCUCUGCAGCCUCCAGAAGAUGCUCAACCCUCAAGGCCUCUGCUGCCACUGACAGCUGGCACUAGAGGCAGGACAGGCCCUGUCUCUUCUCCUUCUGUUGGGACUGGUCCCCUGAAGGACCCAACAACAUGUUAGACAUAACUGUAAAAUUAAAACGCACACAUUUGCAGA
Molecule: messenger RNA, 2661 nt
Organism: Saimiri boliviensis boliviensis (Bolivian squirrel monkey)
Lineage: Eukaryota; Metazoa; Chordata; Mammalia; Primates; Cebidae
Gene: AIFM3
Product: AIF family member 3
Biological process (GO): execution phase of apoptosis
Cellular component (GO): mitochondrion; cytoplasm
Molecular function (GO): oxidoreductase activity, acting on NAD(P)H; 2 iron, 2 sulfur cluster binding
Source: RefSeq, a predicted model, not a curated record